This is a messenger RNA of Exophiala viscosa, 1026 nucleotides long. RefSeq lists its product as uncharacterized. The record is from RefSeq and is a predicted model, not a curated record. NCBI's taxonomy places the organism in Eukaryota, Fungi, Ascomycota, Eurotiomycetes, Chaetothyriales, Herpotrichiellaceae. Bases 1 to 1026 code for a protein of 341 amino acids. The transcript has 7 exons.
AUGGCCAGCACUUUCGACACGGAAGUUUUCACACUGCUGGGAAUCGGUGUAUUUGUGGUGGCUGUUCGGACAGCCUCCAGAGUAGCCACUGCUGGUAUCAAAGGACUAUGGGCCGACGAUUACUUAAUGCUCUUUGCUACGGUUGUCUAUGGACUUGAAUCUGGCACAGCAUACGCUGUCGGAGCCUGGUGGCAUGGUCUGGCAAACAAUGGGAUGACAAACGAGGAACGGCGGACGUUAGAUCCAAAUUCCCAAGAGUACGAAUUCAGAGUCAACGGUUCGAAGACUCAGCUUGUUGGCUGGAGCCUCUACACCUUAUUGCUGUGGACAUUGAAGCUAUGCAUGAUAAUAUUCUAUCAGCGACUGACAGAAGGCUUGGAUUUCAUGAAGCGGCGGGUCUGGCUCGGCUAUGCGAUAGUCAUCGCGACGUAUAUUGCGACCAUAUCGUCAAUACUGGGCGGAUGUCACCCCUUCCACAAGAAUUGGCAGAUAUACCCAGAUCCUGGCAACCAUUGCCAGCCCGCUAUCUCGAAAAUUGACUUGUAUGUCACCGUCAUUCUCAACGUCUUCUCCGACUUGUACUUGCUUACAAUCCCGAUCCCGCUACUAUGGAAAGCGGACGUACCAAUGAUCCAAAAGUUGUCAUUAACUUUCAUCUUCGGUGGAGCAGUUUUUGUUAUGGCUGCUGGUAUCUUACGUGCUGCUCUCAUUCUACAUGAUCCCGUUGGUGGAGCUCAAGCUGCUGGCAGUUGGGCUGUCAGAGAGACCUUCGUCGCCGUUGUCGUUUGCAAUCUGCCUCUGGUCUAUCAAGGAAUCCGACGUAUGAUCAAGACUGCUUCGGGAAGCCGACUCUACUCUCGGUCAGCGUCUCGCAUGGGCUACAACAAAUCCACCGACGAACCGGAUUUCGAGAUGGUUCAAGCACAAGCACAUGCACAAGCACAGUCACCAACACCACGACUAUCUAUGCCCGAUUUCGAUGCGAGGCAGGAGGACCAGCAACACGAAUUCUUCAAGGCACCGUGA